Molecule: messenger RNA, 1378 nt
Organism: Prosopis cineraria
Lineage: Eukaryota; Viridiplantae; Streptophyta; Magnoliopsida; Fabales; Fabaceae
Product: staphylococcal-like nuclease CAN2
Exons: 9
Coding region: 89-1096 (335 amino acids)
Cellular component (GO): cytoplasm
Molecular function (GO): nuclease activity; nucleic acid binding
Source: RefSeq, a predicted model, not a curated record
CCAAAAGCGACACGAUGUUCGACGGUCCUGCUUAAUCUGCUCGAUUGGAUCUCUGCUUGACCUGUGGAAUUGAAUCAGAAGGAGAGACAUGGGAAAUGCUCUCCGACUUCUGUACAGCCGUUGCUUUGAGCACACCACAGCUGGUGACUCCGAUUCACUUGGUCCUCACGGCGUUUCCUCGGCCACCGUCGGUGUAUCCGCACUUGCCCAAGAUCUCUUCCACUUUGAUAUCACCUCUCAGGUCCCCGAAGGACUAAGCAAGCAUGUUGUGUCAUCAAAGAAGGCACAAGCUAACUGGUAUAGAAAACUAGUAGAUGCAUGGAAAGAAUCAAAACCCCCUCCCAAGAACCCUGAAGAAGCAGCUAGGCUCAUUAUUCAGACUCUUGAAAGACAUCAGAAGGCUGACGUUAAGGGAUUGUUGGCUUUUUAUGGUUUGCCCCAACCUCAUGCCCUUGUCGAAACAACUUUUGAACCCCCUACAUCCUUGCCUGAAGGAGUACGAUUUGAACUGCACACUUUACCGGUUGAUGCGAAAGCAGUGGCGGAUGGUGAUACUAUAACAGUUUAUGUCAGCACAUCAGACCCUAGAGAGUCAUCUUUUGUCCCUAGUCAUGUCCAUGCGGCAGCAGUUCAAAGAUCAGAAGCUCGUUCUCGACGAAACUAUACAGAGGCUGAUGCUCUUCACCAGCAAAUCAUUGAUUCGGGAUAUCGGGUGAUUAAUCUUCAAAACGAGGAAGUCCUGGCUCGGAAGUAUAGAAUUCGGUUAAGGGGAAUCGAUGCGCCGGAGAGUAAAAUGCCAUAUGGGAAAGAAGCUAAAAAUGAGCUGACAAGGAUUGUUCAAGGAAGGUCUUUGAGGGUCCUUGUCUAUGAUGAGGAUCGUUAUGGACGCGUCGUGGGUGAUAUUUAUUGCAAUGGUCUUUUUGUACAGGAAUUGAUGCUAAAGAAGGGGUUUGCAUGGCAUUAUACAGCCUAUGACAAGAGAGAGGAAUUAGCAAUAUGGGAAAAAGAAGCUAGGGCAAAGCGAGUUGGAUUAUGGGCUUCAUCGAAUCCUGAAAAGCCAUGGGAAUGGAGAAAGGACCAACGAGAAGGUAGAUAGCAGCAGGGUCCUCCACUGCUAUGAGAAUCAUGAUUCAAAGUCGCACCCCUAAAAUACGAGUCGAAUUGUCAACAAAUUUCUAUGUAACCGUAAGGACAAAAGAAUGCGUGCAUGUGUUUUUUAGAGAGUAUUUCAAUGGAAUCAUAUUAUCUCUUAUCAAUUGUUGUAAAUCAUAAAUUUAUCAUGGUGUGACGUAAGGAGAUCAGUACAUGAAUUAGUCAUCCUAGUGCAGUGCCUUGAUUAUUACUUAAGAAAAAAGAAAAUUGAUUAGCCUUGACUUUA